AGUGCACAGUCUGUGUGUGGUACAGCGCGCGGCGGAGGAGCUGGGUAUACCCAACAGCGAGCUAGUGGUGUGUUUCACAACGGCCGACAUUUUCAAGAAAAUUUAACCCGGUUAUUCGCCAUAGAAAAUAAUCUUUGGACUUAGUCGAAGAUUCGCGUACUACUACUGGAUGUAACAAAGGCUUUCUUUGAAGUUGUGAACGGCCGACAACCAGCGCCGAUUGAGGGGUUUCCAGCGUCCGACUGGACGGAGAGACGCUCUCCGCCUCGGGAUCACCGGGGUUUAAAGGACUCUCAAGGGGGGCAAAGAAGAAGAGAAAAAUAGAAACGACGACGGACAUUAUCCGCCCAUAUCAUUUUUGCGGUGACGGAUACAACUGGAGGAUAUAAAGCGCUGUGUUUGGAUACUAUUUUUCUUUACCUGUGCAUAGGAGAGAGAGAGAGAGAGAGGAGGAAUCAGUCCAGACAAAGGUUCAAAAGGAGAGGCUGACGGGGGUGAUACCUCCAGCGGUCGGGCUGUGAGUGUGCUCAUCGCAGCCGAGAGCAGGGCUUUGUCCGCCGCCAUCCUGCGUGUACAGGGGAGGGGGCGGCGGUGAUCUACCGCACCUUCACUGGGAUUACGGAAAUAGAGAAAACAAACCGAAUUCCCUUGUGUAAAGGACGCGACAUGUAUCCACAAGGCCGGCAUCCGGCACCUCACCAGCCAGGACAGCCUGGCUUCAAGUUCACUGUAGCAGAGUCCUGCGACAGGAUCAAAGACGAGUUUCAGUUCCUGCAGGCGCAGUACCACAGUCUUAAAGUGGAGUACGACAAACUGGCUAAUGAAAAGACGGAGAUGCAACGUCACUACGUCAUGUACUACGAGAUGUCCUAUGGGCUCAACAUUGAGAUGCACAAACAGACUGAGAUUGCCAAACGUCUCAAUGCAAUUCUGGCUCAGAUCAUGCCGUUCUUGUCACAAGAGCACCAACAGCAGGUGGCUCAGGCUGUUGAACGGGCCAAGCAGGUGACAAUGACUGAGCUAAAUGCUAUCAUCGGGGUACGUGGACUUCCCAAUCUGCCUCUCACUCAGCAGCAGCCGCCUCAUAGUGUCUACCCAGCCUUCAUGCAGCAGCAGCUCCAGGCUCAGCACCUCUCUCACGCAGCCCACGGGCCCCCAGUCCAGCUGCCCCCCCACCCGUCAGGCCUGCAGCCUCCCGGCAUCCCCCCUGUGACGGGCGCAGGCUCUGGCCUGCUGGCUCUUGGUGCUCUUGGCAGCCAGGCCCACCUGCCUGUUAAGGAUGAGAAGAACCACCACGACCUGGAGCACAGAGGACCCUCAUCUUUUCACUCUCCUCUGGCCAUUCCUCUGAAAGAACGCGAGUCGAGCACGAAUAACUCGGUGUCGCCGUCUGACAGCCUGCGGGCAGCGAGUGAGAAGCACCGCGGCUCUUCAGAUUACAGUCUGGACUCCAAGAAGCGCAAAGUGGAUGACAAAGACAGCAUGAGCAGAUAUGACAGUGAUGGAGACAAAAGUGACGACUUGGUGGUGGAUGUUUCCAAUGAGGAUCCGGCUACCCCUCGAGUCAGCCCUGCUCACUCUCCUCCAGAAAACGGCCUGGAUAAAUCCAGAGUCCUGAAGAAGGAUGCUGCCCCCAACAGCCCCGCUUCUGUCGCAUCGUCAGGCAGCACUCCAUCCUCCAAAGCAAAGGACCACGCCCAUAACGACAAGUCUUCCACACCAAGCCUGAAGUCCAACACACCGACGCCAAGAAAUGAGGCCCCCACACCAGGAACCAGCACCACCCCAGGACUAAGGCCUCUCACAAUGGGCAAACCACCUGGCAUGGAGGCACUGGCUGCGCCUGCUCUGCGUACACCUCUGUCCAUCGCGGGUUCCUAUGCCUCCCCGUUUGCUAUGAUGGGCCAUCAUGAGAUGAAUGGAUCCCUGACCAGCCCAGGCGUCUAUCCAGGUCUCAUCUCACCACAGAUGAGUGCUGCAGCUGCUGCCGCCUAUGGACGCUCUCCCAUUGCAGGGUUUGACCCUCAUCCUCACAUGAGAGCUCCGGGGCUGCCAGCCAGCCUCACAUCCAUUUCUGGAGGAAAACCAGCGUAUUCUUUUCACGUGAGUGCGGAUGGUCAGAUGCAGCCCGUGCCCUUCCCUCCAGAUGCACUGAUCGGCCCAGGCAUCCCGCGCCACGCUCGCCAGAUUAACACACUGAGCCACGGGGAAGUCGUGUGCGCUGUUACCAUCAGCAACCCAACACGCCAUGUCUACACUGGCGGCAAGGGUUGUGUCAAGAUUUGGGACAUAAGCCAACCAGGCAGCAAGAGCCCGGUGUCCCAACUCGACUGCCUGAACAGGGACAAUUACAUCCGCUCCUGCAAGCUGUUGCCUGACGGCCGCACACUUAUAGUGGGUGGUGAGGCCAGCACACUGACCAUCUGGGACCUUGCCUCACAAACACCGCGCAUUAAGGCCGAGCUCACCUCUUCUGCUCCGGCCUGCUACGCACUGGCCAUUAGUCCUGACGCCAAGGUCUGUUUCUCCUGCUGCUCAGACGGAAAUAUCGCUGUGUGGGACCUCCAUAACCAGACCCUCGUUAGGCAGUUCCAGGGCCACACAGAUGGAGCCAGCUGCAUUGACAUCUCUCAUGAUGGGACCAAAUUGUGGACUGGAGGACUUGACAACACAGUCCGCUCUUGGGAUCUAAGGGAGGGGCGACAGCUCCAACAACAUGAUUUUACCUCACAGAUCUUCUCGCUGGGCUACUGUCCUACUGGAGAAUGGCUGGCUGUGGGUAUGGAGAGCAGCAAUGUGGAGGUGCUUCACCACACCAAGCCUGACAAGUACCAACUGCACCUGCAUGAAAGCUGUGUCCUCUCGCUAAAGUUUGCUUACUGUGGUAAAUGGUUUGUGAGCACAGGGAAGGACAACCUGCUGAACGCAUGGAGGACUCCUUAUGGUGCCAGCAUAUUCCAGUCAAAGGAGUCAUCCUCCGUCCUGAGCUGUGACAUCUCAGCAGAUGACAAAUACAUCGUGACUGGAUCUGGAGACAAGAAGGCAACAGUGUACGAGGUCAUCUAUUGAACAGACGAGGCUCCUGCUUCAGCACUUCUACUGAGAUUACUUUACUUUCCUCUGACCAACCAUCUGUGGACCUCAACGUGCUACGAUAGACUACAGGUUAAGCAAGGUCAUCUGGCAGGAAUUGACGGAGCUGCUGGCCUAAGGAUAACUGCUGGAAAGAUAUUUUUUUCCCAUUGGAGGCUUUAUUUUUUGGUAACUCUUUUUUUGUGACUUCAGAAUUUUUGCUCUUUUUUUUUUUUUUGUUUAGAAUUGUUUGGUGAAAUCGGAUGAAGCAGCGCUUCAAUUCUGAGACCCUUGUUCCCCAGAUGUCUUGUGAAAAGUGUACAUAUCGGAUUAAAUAAAAGACAUUUUAUAUAUAUUAUAAAAAAUAUAUAUAUUUUCAUGUCCUGGGUGUACUUGUGAUGGGUUUUUUGCCCACUUGGUGAUAUGCCAUGAUAUUUGAGUGGGGGAGCAGAACAUAAGUUUUCUCUUCAAUUUUUUUGAAGCCCCUUCUCCCGGCUGAUCUUUGAAGAAAUCAAACAGAGGAGCAUGAAUCUUACAAGUAGGACGUUUUUGUGGAGAUUUAAACAUGGCCUUUUGUCACCGUGCUCUUACCGAACUAUGAAAAUGUGGAGUCCUUUAACUCUGGCAGAGCCUCAGCUGGUUUGGACCACCUUGCGCCCCGAGCGGGACUCUAUGAUUCAGGAGAAGAGAUGGAUGUAAAUUAAAUUCAUGCUUAUAAAACAAUGUUUUUAGUGUACAUCUCUGUCUGUGCUAUAUUUCUCUCUGUUUGUUUUACCUUGUUAGAUUACAGGAGAUAGGGGACAUUUAAUCUUUAGCCUAACCCUUGGACCUCAGUUGGCAGCAGAAGCAGUGCUGCAGGCACAAACUGGAUGAUAAUGUGCUUUUUUUACUAACUUGACGUAAUAUGGAUGUUGAAUUGCACCAUGGAUUUCUUGGCUACAGACUAAACUCAAACAGUCCAAUCUGUGCUGUUGGACUCUUUUUGCUCUUUGUAUCUUAUCAAUAUUCCUGGAACAUGUUUGGUCAACUGUGAUGGGGAGGCAACGCCGUGUAACUAAUGAGGAAGGUAACACAUGAAGUAAUCGAGGUCCUCUAAUGUUGACAUUAAGACAGCGCUGAUUAUUCCUGGUUUGUACACUGUGCUCCUGAUCCUGUCAGCAUUUCCAACAACAGAAAUUAGAAAGGACAAAAAUCGCCUGUUCCUCUGAAUCACACCAAAGUAUGUAGCAAAUGCUGUCAGCACUGAAAAGAAAUGUACAGUUGUUAAUAAAUCAAUAAAACUGUUUUUGUAGAA
Messenger RNA from Labrus mixtus (cuckoo wrasse), 4366 nucleotides. It is a transcript of the gene tle3b, whose product is annotated as TLE family member 3, transcriptional corepressor b. Gene Ontology annotation, biological process: negative regulation of canonical Wnt signaling pathway; regulation of DNA-templated transcription. Lineage: Eukaryota; Metazoa; Chordata; Actinopteri; Labriformes; Labridae. Gene Ontology annotation, cellular component: transcription regulator complex; nucleus. Gene Ontology annotation, molecular function: protein binding; transcription corepressor activity. Bases 667 to 3069 code for a protein of 800 amino acids. The transcript has 22 exons. The record is from RefSeq and is a predicted model, not a curated record.